ACUCAUCAAGAGGAUCCUUAGCACAAAAUGGAAAGAGGAGAAGAAAAUACAGUAAAGUUAGAUAAAUGGGGUUACCCUGUUAGAACUUCCUCUGAUGCUUGCAUUGAUGCCAUUAAUUCUUACUAUAUACAGUUUCUUAGUCGUGGGAGAAAAACAUCAGUGAUACUUAAAGCAGUAACUGAUGACGAAAGCUGUGUUCUUGCUAAUACUUUAGCUGCUUAUGAAUCCUAUCAACUCAACCUUUCAAAAAGUCAAGCCUAUCUCUCGUCUGCUAAAUCUCAACUAAAAUAUGCUACACCGUAUGAAAAGGCGGUAUUUCUUGCUAUUUCACGCUUGGUUGGUGAAGACAGAGAUGACGAAUCCGCAUAUUUUCUGCACUCAGCGUUAUUGGCACAGUUUCCUAAAGACUUGGCAUCUUUGAAAAGGGGACAUGAUCUGUGCUUUUUCAUGGGACAACCUGAUAAGUGUUUGAGUCUCGUUAAGCAGGUUUUACCACAAAAUGAAGAAGAGGACUACAUACACGGAAUUUAUUGUUUUGCUUUACUAGAACUUGGGAGAAUGGCUGAAGCUGAAAAAGCUGCAAGGAAGGGAUUGGAAAUCAAUAAGGAUGACAUCUGGUCACAACAUGGUCAUUGCCAUGUUCUUCAGUAUGAAUGCCGCUUCGAGGAGGCAGCGAAGUUCAUGGAGAAGAAUUCACCUUCGUGGGAUGUCUGUUCAUCAUUUAUGUUGACGCACUGUUGGUGGCAUCUUGCCAUUUGUUACUUAGAUGGUAAUUCUCCAAUCUCCAAAGUCCUGAGUAUUUAUGACCUCCAUAUCUGGGGAGAGCUAGAAAAAAGUGACGCUAUAGGCACACAGGUCUAUCUGAAUGCUAUAGGUUUGUUGAUGCGGGUAUGUGUACGCGGUCAUGCUAAUUCAAUGGGGGGCCGCCUGGAGAAAUUGGUGGGACAUCUUACUAACAAAUCUGUCUGGCAUAUUCAGUGGCAUAUGGAUAUUUUAAUAUUAUGGGCCUUAUCUAGCACCAGCAAAAUUACUGAAGCAGAAACUCUACUCAAAGAAAUGAAAUCAAAGAAGACGAAUCCGUCCCUGCAGAAAGGAAUCCAGCUUUCAGAAGGCUUACUUGAGUUUGGGCAAGGAAAUCAUGAAAAGGCCUUUAAAUUGCUUGGUCCAGAUUUUGAAACCGCUGAAUACAAGGUUAUUGGGGCAUCAGAUGAACAACUUGAUGUAUUUAACGAAGUUUGGUACUCUGUUCUGUUGAACACUGGACGAUACCAGAUAGCAAUCAACCAAAUCCAGAAGCAGAUUGAUAAGACCAAAGGGGUUCCUUUCUUGUGGCGUUUGCUGGAGAGAGGUUAUUUUCUGGCAGGAAGAGAAGUAACAGAAAAGGCCAGAGUUUUGGAGUCUGCUGUUUCUCACAGCUGGUAUGAGAAAUCCCAAAGGAAGAGAACCUUUACCGAACAUUGAUGUUAUCCUAGUGAUGCAGAUGACCAAGCAAUAGCCUAUUUGGAGGCUAAAAGCCCGAGUAUCGUAAUUCAGCUCAAGACAGACCUGUUUUGAUGGAAAAUGGGCAACGAUCAAGACAUGUCACUUUGUUGCCGUUUUAAGAGCGUUUCCCUUUGCUAAGAUCUUAUUAAUUAGGAGUAUGUUUGAGUCGUUGUUUGUGGUCCGUAGUUUCUUUUCAUAAGUACUUUAAUUAUUUAUAAAAAUCUCAAA
Papaver somniferum (opium poppy) is the source of this 1710-nucleotide messenger RNA. Its product is annotated as tetratricopeptide repeat protein 38-like. Gene Ontology annotation, molecular function: protein binding. The transcript has 14 exons. The record is from RefSeq and is a predicted model, not a curated record. Bases 28 to 1461 code for a protein of 477 amino acids. Lineage: Eukaryota; Viridiplantae; Streptophyta; Magnoliopsida; Ranunculales; Papaveraceae.